AUUGCUACCUUCAACAUAUCAGCUCUUCCUUGAGUCUGAUCAUUACACACUCUUCAACCUUUUCUACCAACUUAUUCUCUUUGCUCUUCCUGAAAGAAAUGGCAUCCAGUUCAAUGUCAGCCUCAGGCUCAUGGAGUGUCAAGGACAACAAGGCCUUUGAGAAGGCUCUAGCUGUUUACGACAAGGACACCCCUGACCGUUGGUACAAUGUUGCUCAUGCUGUUGGUGGCAAAACUCUAGAGGAAGUGAAGAGACAAUAUGAACUCCUUGUCCAGGAUGUUAAACAUAUUGAAUCAGGACGAGUGGCAUUCCCAAAUUACAAGAAAACUUCAGCCUCUGAUCAGGAGGAGAAUAGGCUGAGGAAUUUGAACCUCCAGUGACCCCAAACAUCCGCAACAACAUCAACUAAUUGAUUUUCUAAUUUUCAUCAACCAACAUCUUCAUCAUCCCUGGUAGUACUACCUGGUGCUAUGCACACAUAUUUGCUACUGCAAUGACAUUUUAUGCUGUUUUAGUCAUAAGAAUCAUAUGUCCCGUGAUUCCAUCUUGUAUUUUCUUGUUGUUGAAGCUGCCUCUAAAAGAGUCAGUGAUCGUUUCAGUUCCUAGUCCUAAAGGUUGGAGAUCAGACAAACCACACAAACAUAUGUAACUAAAAUAAAUAUGAGAAAAAUACCGACAAAUGACAAAAAUGAUAAUUUAUACUAAUUGAAGAAAUCAUAACUCUCUCCCGUUACAUUGAAAGAACUUCUCAAAUAUUAAGAGAAGAAAAGAUAGAAGAGAAUGAGAUUUUGAAAUAUAUGUAAAGGGAUUCCGAUAAUGCUCCUUCCAAGACUUUUCACAUUCUUUCAGUCGAAGAUUUUGAUGAAACUAAUCAAAUCUUCACACCAUAAUUUAUCAUCAUGUUGCAGUACUUUAACGCUUUCCAUCUUGAUUUUAUCAUGAAUCUACUCACCACUCUCACUCCUUGAUGUAUGAUUUUGUACAAAACAUAGCAUACUUAAGACUAUUGACCACUCAUGCACAUGUACUUGAGACAUUUCCAUCUUUUCCACUUCACUGUUAGGAUUCAUUUUAGGAUAACCUACAAUUGAUAGAAAAUGGGUAGAAAUUGACUUGCAAUGUUACAUGUUCAAGUGCCAAAGAUCUUCAAUAAGUACUUCUUCUGAGAACAAGGUUCCUCUAGGGAACAAUUUUCUCUGUUAUUGAAGAACAAGG
Vigna angularis (adzuki bean) is the source of this 1215-nucleotide messenger RNA. Its product is annotated as protein RADIALIS-like 2. The record is from RefSeq and is a predicted model, not a curated record. The transcript has 2 exons. Lineage: Eukaryota; Viridiplantae; Streptophyta; Magnoliopsida; Fabales; Fabaceae. Gene Ontology annotation, molecular function: DNA-binding transcription factor activity. Bases 99 to 380 code for a protein of 93 amino acids.